GAAGGGAGCCUGACCGGAAGCGGAACUGGAGUGAUACGGCUACGAGUUUCUGCCGGGACAGUCGAGGAGCUGCACCUCUCCCGGGCCACCAUCCCGAGACUUCCCGUCGCCACCAACCGCCAGUAACUGCCACAAACUGCCGGCUCCGCGGAGGCGCCAUGGAGGAGGCGGAGAUGCAGCUCAAGGGGAAGAAAGUUACAGACAAAUUCACAGAGAGCGUUUAUGUCCUGGCCAAUGAGCCUUCCGUGGCAUUGUAUCGCCUACAGGAACAUGUGAGGCGCUCCCUGCCGGAGUUAGCCCAACAUAAGUCUGACAUGCAGAACUGGGAGGAACAGAGCCAGGGGGCCAUCUAUACUGUGGAGUAUGCUUGCAGUGCUGUGAAGAACUUGAUGGAUAGCAGUGUUCAUUUCCGAAGCAUUGAGGGCUUACUGAAGCAGGCCAUCAGCAUCAAGGACCAGAUGAAUUCUGCUCAGGGUCGAAGCCCUGCUGACCCGAAGCCUCCUUCCUUGACCUGAUUUUUGGAUGAGGCAAAUCUUUCUCCACCUUCUCAGGUAACCCAUGUGUUCCAGGCAGCAAAGGCCCCCAGAAGACCAGUCAGGCUCAGGAGCCAGAAGCACCAAGGAAGAGAAAAGCACUUGUCACCACUCCCUCUGACUCAGAGGCUCUGGUGGCCUCACCGGGUGUGUAUCAAAUUGAUCUCCAAUAUGAGCAGAAGACAUUUCUGAAAACCUUUGACUGUGGUUCUUUGUCUUAGGAGGAAAUCUUUUGGCUUUUACCACUAACUGAGAAGACUGAUUGAUGUCUUCCUCCUUAGGGAAGAGUCCCCUUCCCCAGGACCACCAAGGCUCAUCUUUCUGAUGGGGGAGCAAGUAAGUGCGUAUGGCUUCCUGGUCCCAAAGGCUCAUCUGAUAAAUGGUUACCUUUUUGUACACAUUAUCAGAGAAGGGACCUUGGAGGCCAUGUGCAAAAACAGGUCAAGACAAGGGAAGUGACUUAACUUGCCCAAAGCCCCACACUAUGAGUCAGUGGUUGAGCUGGGCCUCAAACCUCAGUCUUCUCACCCUCUUGUGUACUUUUUUUCCUUUGUGCUUCUUGUGUACUUUUCACUUCAUACCACAAUGGUACAAAGGUUAACCAGCUUGUGAAGGGACUGGGACAAGGGCACUGAGUACCAGGCUAAAUAGGUAGUAUGUGACUAAGUGGAUGAGGAUCCCAGAGCAAAAGAAGCCAGAGAAUACUGCUGUGACUUGGGGAUGACAAAGGGCCCACAAGUUUGGGAGCCUUAUCAAAUCUCUUGAGUGGAAAGGGCCUCAGGGGGCAACCUUGUUGUAUUGUGUAGUCACGUCCAACUCUUUGUGAUUCUAUAGACCAUAGCACACCAGUGCUGUCUGUGGGCUUUUCUUGGCAAAGAUACGGGAGUGGUUUGUCAUUUCUUUUUCCAGGGAAUGAAGGCAAACAGAGGUUGAGUGCCCAGGGUUACACAGUAAGUGUCUGAGGCCAGACACAUUCCUCUGCUCCAAUAGCAAGGGAUACAUUCUCCCUGGUGCUAAGUCUCAGUUUCUACAUAUGGUCCCACCAAGUUUAUAUAACACCUUAUAUGUGCUCCAGAUGGUUUCUAGUUACAAAGUGGGGUGAGAACACCCCCACCCUUUUGAUGGAUUUUUCAGGAUCCUAGGGGAAACCCUGUUGAGAAGACUCUAGCUUUUGAACUUCCAUCCAAUAUUCUCUAUCUAUAAAAUCAGCUAUUCCUAAGACAAUGCAUUCAGGCAGUCAAUAAACCUUUAUUAAAUAACUAACAUGUACCAGGCUCUUUGUCAAGUUCUGGGGAUAGAAAAUGAAGUAUAAAAAGCCCCUACCCUUGAGGAGUUUCCAGUCUAAUGGGGAGACAAGCAAACAAAUAUAUACACACAAACUUCAUAGGAGAUAAUUAACAAAAAGAAAAGCACUAGAAUUAAGAGGGAUAGGGAAAGGUUUCCUGUACAAAGUAGGAUUUUAUUUGGCCCUGAAAGCCAGAAGGUAGAAAUGAAGAGGGAGAGGAUUCCAGGUAGGAGGGACUUAGAGAAAAUGUCCAGAAACUAAGAGAAUUUCUGGUUCAUGGAGCAGCAAGGAGGAAUAAAGUGUAAGAAGACUGGAAGGUUGGUGGGGGAGUACAUUAUGAAGGGCUUGGAACGGGAUUUUGGAUUUGAUCCUCAAAGUAAUAGGGAGCCCCUGGAGCUUACUGAAUAGGGAUGUGUAAUUGAGGAAAAUCACUUUUGGUGGCUGAAUGCAGGAUGGAGUGGAGUGGGAAGAGAUUUGAGGCAAACAGACCUAUCAGUAGGCUGUUGAAAUUCACACAGUAUAUGAUAUUUACAAAGCCAGCUGCUCAUAAUAAUGAAUAUCUACUUAAUAAGGGGAAAUAAGCCAUUAUAUAUGUAUAUGUAACCAAAUACAUAAAUGAUAAAACUAUAUCACAAGAUAUAUCUAACACCAGAUCACCCGGUCCCACCAAUACACUCAAUAGCUAUAGUGAAGAGUGGUCACACACUUACAGGAACCUGGUAGGGAAACACAUGAGGAAGGAAUACUUGUGCUUAGGGUACUUUACAACUCCAGACUGCAGGCUUCAAUGUUUUGGUCCAUUUAGGAACAUUUGCAUCACCCAAAAAACUACUACUCACUGCUUGACUGUUGGGCCUUGCCACUUUAGCUGGGGAAACCGUCUUCUCUACUAGAACAGAGCCUUUAUAAACUCUUUCAAUGAACCCUUGAAAGGGCAUUUAGAAAAUGUGAAUAGCAGUUCUCUUCAAGCUAAAGAAGGAUAAUGCUUUAUCCCAUUGGCCUACAGGCUAUACAAACCAAACCAGCCAGUUAUUUGCUCACCAGGAGGCUGUGCUGCCCUAUCGGUACAGAGUUCACAGCAACCCAAUCUCAGCUCCCCCUUUCAGCCAGCUCACCAGGAACUGCCCUCUGCUUUUCCUUUUCCAAGUCACACUUGGCAUAGAACAGGGCUUCUUAAACUUUUUCCACUUGUGACCCCUUUUUGCCUGAGAAAUGUUUACUGGACCCCGAGCAUUAUAGGUAUGCAAAACAAGCAUACAUAAUCUUACUAUAGCUAAAUUUUUCUUGACCCCCACGUUUGGUUAUGUCACCCCAUGUGGGGUCUCGACCUACUGUCUAAGAAACAUUGGCAAAGAACAAGCCCUUAUGUGAAGCUCUCCAACUCUAGGUGUCGUGGAAGAGCAGUGACCCGUUUGUUCACUGAAAGAGCUUACAAAGGCUAAGUAGAGAAGAGAUGGACCCAGCUGAAGAGUAGUGAGGAUCAACAAAAAGGCCGGCUGUUCCUGGAGCUCUAGGUUGUUGACUUUCUGACCACUCAUGGAAUCGCUCAGCUGAAGUCUUCUCUUGGUUGACUGCUUCUAAAUGCCACACCUCCAGUGGAAAAGCUUUUUCAACUCCCCUCCUGCCCUCUUCCUCUCCUGCUGCAAUCCUCAAUGAUGUCUCUUGCCCUUCUGAAAGAGUGUUUAAUGUUUUAAGUGAGAGCCUGCAGAUUCUCAGUGACUCACCUACUGAAAAAGUCACAACCCCUCGGGUUUCCCCAAUCAAAUUGGUAGGUUUUUAGAAUCACACCUCAGUCUCCAAAUGUCUAUGUGAUUCCUCAUUUUCUUAGUUUUAAUGGCAGCUAGUGGAUAGAGUGCCGGGCCUUGAGUCAGGAAGACCUGAGUUCAAAUUCAGCCUCAGGCACUUAUUAGCUGUGUGACCCAGGGCAAGUCACUGGGAAUAAUAGCACCUAUUUUCCAGGAUUGUGAGGAUCAAAUGAAACAAUAUUUGUAAUACUCUUAGCAAGCUUUGGUAUACUAGUACUCCUCCUUGCCCUUAAGCUGUGAUCCAAUACUUCAGCCUGGAUCCAUGUAUGGGCAGUGCAACAGAGUCCUACACCCAGUGCAAGCAGAGACCUUGGUAAGCUUCUGACCGGUUAUGGAGAACUCACACAAGGCAGGCUGUCACACAAGGACCCUCUUAAGGUCUCUCUGAAGAACUUUGGAAUUGAUUGUGAGACAUGGGAGUCUGGUACAGUACCGCCCAGCAUGGCAUCAAAGAAGUGUUGUCCUCUAUGAAUAGAGCCAUCUCCACUCCAAGUGUUCAUAUGGACUCUGUGCUUGACCUGUGGUAAAGCCUGCCAACCUUGUAUUGGUCUGAUCAGUCACAGUCAAGACACACUGUACCUUUACCCCAACAGAGAAGGAAGGACAACAACCAUACCAUACUUUCUCACUUGUUGGUCUCUUCAGACAUUCGAUUGAACAGCAUUCAUUAAGUGCUUAUUGUAUGCAUCAACUCCCAUGGAUUCAUUUAUCCUCUCCAUAUAGAUGAUUCCUGUAUCUGCAAAUUCAGCCCUAAUCUCAUUUCUGAACUCUAGUCUCACAUUACCUAUUGGACUGACUACUGGACAUUUCAAACUGCCCCAUAGGUAUCUCAAAAUCAGCAUAUUCAAAACAGAAUUAAUUCUCUUUACCCUAAAACUCAUAUCUCUUCUGAACUUCCCUGUUACUUUGGGGGGCAUUGUCAUCCUUGUGGUCAAAUCACCCAGGUUCGCAACCUUGGUAUCAUCCUUGAUUUCUCUUUUACCCCACAUGUCCAGUCAAUUGCCAAGUCUUGUAAUUUCGUUGUAAUAUCUCUUGCAUGUGUCUUCUUCCCUACACUCACAUCAUAAUUUAUUUCAGGCCAUUAUCUCUUGCCUGGGGUAUUUUAAUAACCUCCUUAAUUGGACUCUCUGCCUCGUCUAUUCCCAUUCCAAUCUAUUCUCCACACUAAGGCUGAAGUGAUUUUCUUAAAGCAUAGGUCUGACCAUGUCUGCCUUCCCUACUUAAACUCCUUUGACCUCUGGGAUUAAACAUAAAUUUCUCUUUGUGGCAUUUAAAGUUCUUCAUGACCUGGUCUUACUCUCCAUGGCACUCUAUGGUCUAGCCUUACUGGCCUUCUUGCUGUUCCUCACAUAGCACACUCCAUCUUCCAUCUUUGUGCUUUGCACUGGUUGUCCUGUCCCCCAUGCCUGGAAUUCUCUCCCUCACUUCUGCCUUCUGAUAUUCCUAACUUCUUGCUGUGGGAGGCUUUUCUUAGUUUCUCCUAGCUGCAUGUUUUCCCUCCGAGGGGGGGAUUACCUUGAAUUCAAUUCAUAUAUGUCUUUUAUACAGUUUAUCUAUGUGACAGUCAUUCAGACAAGGCUUGGACUAGUUGCCUCUUGAGGGGACUAAGUUACUAAAGACUCUGGGAGUUAUAGUUUGACCAUCCUGGAAAAAUACAAAGCUAUCAUGGGCUUGGAACUGGGCAAUGGAAUCUCCUGUUGUAGUGGUUUAAAAUGCUCUUGAGAGACAUAGGAAGAGACCCAAAGACUGUCAACAGGGAUUAUAAGGAGUGGGGACCCCAGCAGCAUUGAGGAGCAGUGACAGAAUCAGUCUGCUUUCCAGAACUCACUCUAACCCCUGUAGGGGCUGGAGCCUUUUCCUUUCCUUGGCCCUCAAUUCAGUUUUUUUGUU
Molecule: messenger RNA, 5513 nt
Organism: Dromiciops gliroides (monito del monte)
Lineage: Eukaryota; Metazoa; Chordata; Mammalia; Microbiotheria; Microbiotheriidae
Gene: BORCS8
Product: BLOC-1 related complex subunit 8
Exons: 6
Coding region: 159-515 (118 amino acids)
Cellular component (GO): BORC complex
Source: RefSeq, a predicted model, not a curated record